AACCCUAGCCUAGCAUAUAAUAUUUUGCUCACACCAUUUGGCUGUUCGUGUUCUUUCUAGCCGGCAAUGGCGUUGGCACUGGCCAAGGCCUCGCACCACCGAUUCCUCCUAGCAGCGGGCUUGCGAUUCUCCUCUAGCGCGCCAGCUCCAUCCUCUCCUGUGCCUCCGCCUCCAUCGCCCGCGCAAUCCAGCGCCGAGCAGCUCAGAUCGGGGCCUGUGGCCGCGUCCCUGGCCGCGGAGAGAGCGAUCCGGGAGGGCUCGCGGACGGAUUGGAGGCGGCAGGAGAUCCAGGAGAUUUACGACUCGCCGCUGCUCGAUCUUCUCUUCCAUGGGGCUCAAGUCCAUCGCCAUGCUCACAAUUUUCGCGAAGUCCAGCAGUGUACGCUGCUAUCGAUCAAGACUGGUGGAUGCUCUGAGGAUUGCGCCUAUUGUCCACAGUCUUCCAGGUAUAGCACUGGUGUGAAGGGACAAAAGCUCCUCAGUGAAGACGUUGUUCUUGACGCUGCUAGAAAGGCUAAAGAUGCUGGUAGUACCAGAUUUUGCAUGGGCGCGGCUUGGAGAGACACAGUGGGAAGAAACACGAACUUCAAUCAAAUACUCGACUACGUGAAACAGAUCAGAGGUAUGGGAAUGGAAGUUUGCUGCACGCUUGGAAUGCUCGAAGAAAAGCACGCCCAAGCUCUCAAGGAGGCCGGCUUAACAGCCUAUAAUCACAACUUGGAUACGUCGAGGGAGUAUUAUCCAAACGUUAUAACCACGAGGAGCUACGACGAGCGCCUGAAAACUUUGGAAAUUGUCCGAGACGCGGGCAUAAGCGUGUGCUCAGGUGGGAUCAUUGGUUUAGGAGAGCAAGUAGAGGAUAGAAUAGGCUUGCUACACACUCUUUCGACGCUCCCUCAGCAUCCAGAGAGUGUCCCAAUCAACGCUCUAGUUGCUGUCAAAGGCACUCCUUUGGAAAAUCAAAAGCCGGUUGAGAUAUGGGAGAUGGUCAGAAUGAUCGCCACAGCUCGGAUUUGCAUGCCCAAGGCGAUGGUGAGGCUCUCGGCGGGGCGAGUAAAGUUCUCUCAGCCGGAGCAGGCACUGUGCUUCAUGGCUGGCGCAAACUCCAUCUUCACAGGCGAGAAACUUCUGACCACUCCAAACAACAGCUUUAGCGAAGACCAGCAGAUGUUCCAGCUCCUGGGACUCAUUCCAAAGCCGCCAAGCUUUGGAAUUGAGAUCCAGCGAGAUCAAAAGUGUGGAUGUGCUCAACAAAACUCUGGAGACCUUCUCCAGCAGGCGGUAUAACAUUGUGAUGAGGAAGAAGAUAUAGUUCCACGAUAAGCAAUUGAAACAAAAGAGCUUUGUCUCGAUCGAGGAAGAACUAUCCAUUAUUUUCUUUGCUCUUUAUGUACACUGCUAAUCACUGGCAAAAAAACUAUAGCUACGUAUAUACUUUCUUA
Selaginella moellendorffii is the source of this 1442-nucleotide messenger RNA. Its product is annotated as biotin synthase, mitochondrial. NCBI's taxonomy places the organism in Eukaryota, Viridiplantae, Streptophyta, Lycopodiopsida, Selaginellales, Selaginellaceae. The transcript has 6 exons. Bases 67 to 1287 code for a protein of 406 amino acids. Gene Ontology annotation, molecular function: biotin synthase activity; 2 iron, 2 sulfur cluster binding. The record is from RefSeq and is a predicted model, not a curated record. Gene Ontology annotation, cellular component: mitochondrion. Gene Ontology annotation, biological process: biotin biosynthetic process.